UUCUCCUUACUUCUUCAGUUCUCCAAUUUAUUCUUCGGUUCCCUGUAGGUCUCUACUUCUUCCUUCUUCGCUUGUUCUUAUUUUUCCAGUUCUUCGCUAUGUUGAAUUCUGAAAUAGAAGACCAAGUUUUCAACUUGUUCGAGGAUUUCAUGGCCAGGGUGGCCAAGUUUGAUGAUUUAGUGAAUCUGGGAAGCAUAUUACUCACUGGCUUUCAGCAGGGGCUGGAGUUUAUGAGGCGGGCUCCGGUAGAGAAGACAUCUGAGUUGGUUAAAAACAUAAUCCGAGCUAAUGAAACACAGAGAGUUAAGUCAUAUAUUGAAGCUGGAUGCAUCAACAGUGACGAUGGCAUGCAAAAUAUGAACAAGUUGCAGACAUGCCAACUUGGACUUCAUGACCAUUUAAGCAAAGGCAAAAGCAUACUUAAUGAACUUGAAUGCCUUGUGGAGGAUGUAAUUGGUGCAAUGGAAAAUUUGUCCCCUUUCCAGGAUGACAGUUUUGCUGACAGGUUGAAUGAAGAAGCAAGUACUGAUGACAAGGAGGAAAUUACUUCAUCCCAUCCCAAAAGAAAUAAAGUUACCGAUUAUGCUCAUUGUAUGGGGAUCAUUUACAUUAUGGUCAAGCAAGACUACAUGAUGCAGGAAAGGGUUGUUUCUGCUCUGAAUGCCAAGUCAUCUUCAGGAGAGUUAGAGAGCUACUGCCUGAUGUGGUCUUUGCGCCCCUUCAUAAAGAGCGAAGUUAUGGAUCAUGCUUGGAAACUUAUUCUCUGAAGUGUCAAUGUUUGUUUACUGUUAGAUUGGCAAUUUAAAUUAAACUAAUGGUCAUAAGACAAUUCAAUUGACGACAUAAUUGUUGGUUGUUUGUCUGAGUAUUUUAGUCCAUCUUAUGAUUUAUUUAUUUUCGAAAAA
Prunus avium (sweet cherry) is the source of this 905-nucleotide messenger RNA. RefSeq names its product FAD-binding protein. NCBI's taxonomy places the organism in Eukaryota, Viridiplantae, Streptophyta, Magnoliopsida, Rosales, Rosaceae. The record is from RefSeq and is a predicted model, not a curated record.